AUGCCAAGGGGAAUACCCAACGCGAAAAAAGAUGACUCUGGUAUGCGGUACACAUCCAUGCAUGUGCCCCUGGCGCCAAACCCUAAGCAUGUGGGCACUUCUUACUUGAAAUCGGAGACACAGACCAUUUGGUCGCGUAAUGCAGCACGAAAGAAAGAAUUGAUGGCAGAGGAAACUGCUCCUUCAUCAGAACAGCGGCGUGGCUCUCACGUUAUUGUUAUCCACCCUGGAUCGCGUUUUCUAAGAAUCGGCAAGGCGUCGGAUGUCACACCUGCGUCCAUCCCAAAUGUUAUUGCGCGUAGGCACAAGCCACCGGUGCCAGUUCCGACAUACGUCGAAGGUAUUUCCCGUCCGAGAAAAGGGCAAGUGCCACAGCUAUCCGUGUCUGCGAGUCCCGACGGAGACGAAUAUGCGGUCGAUAUCACUUCAGAUGAUCCUUUUGAUGCCAAAAUGGGGUCAAUUAUUGUUUCUCUUCGCGAGCGGAUGAGGUUCUACAAACUCCGCGUCACAUGUAACGCUGCAAGGGUCGCGUCGACCUUUAACGAGCAAUUCAAACCUGAAAUCAUCCCGGAAGUUAAUGACCCGUUCCUUGUCGACUGGAUCCAGGACCCCUUAGAAGAUUCAGAAGUUUUAGUUGGCGAACGAGCACUCCGGUUGUCCGAUCCUCAACUCUUGAAUUAUUCAGUGAAGUGGCCGAUCCAUGGAAAGAACUUCAACACCAGGGAUUAUCCGUCACACCAAAUGAUACUGGAUGACAUUGAAACUAUUAUCAGCACUGUACUGAGUGAGAGGUUCAACGUAAGACGGCCUGAUUACAAGGACUAUUCUGUCGUUCUUGUUAUCCCAGACUUCUAUGAUCGGGCAUACGUCCGCGAAUUCGUCAACAUUCUUUUAGUUUCAUUAGGCUUCAAGCAAAUAUGCGUGCAGCAGCAGGAGUCAUUGGCGGCAACCUACGGCGCUGGAAUCAGUAAUGCGUGUGUUGUCGACAUUGGCGCUGUUAACUCCAGCAUAGCAUGUGUAGAUGAAGGUCUUGUUAUUCCUGAUUCGAGAAUCACACUCAACAUGGGCGGAGAUGAUAUUACUGAGUUCUUGUAUGUCCUCUUGGAACGAAUAAGUUUUCCCUAUCGCGAUAUCAAUCUCGCGCGAUGGUAUGACUGGGCCGUCAUGGAGGAUUUGAAAGCACGGCUAUGCACACUGGCGGAAGGUGAUGUUGCCCUCAAUCUGUAUGACUUUGUAGUGCGCAAGCCUGGUAAACCCACGGAAAAAUAUGGCUUACGAGCAUAUGACGAGAUCAUACUUGCGCCGAUGUGCAUAUUCGAGCCCCGUGUGAUAGAGUUCGACAGGAAGCACAUUGGUCUGCGCUUCAUACCCCAUCCGGACGUCACUGAAGAAAUUAUAGAGCAUCCGGUGGACCAUGUCACUCAAGCGAUGAUCAUCUCAACGCAACAUCUACUUCCACCGCCUUCUACAGUGCCGACGGAUGUUCGCCAUUCUCCGAUUCCCAUCAGUCAGUCGCAGGACGAGAAUGGCGGAAAACAAGAACAGCAGGAGGUAUCACUGCCAUCAACUGCGCAUGCAACACCACCUCCGGCUGUAGAAUCUUUUCCACAAUCCACUGUAGGAGCAUCGGGGGGAGUUCCUGCUGAUGCUCCAAUGGAUGUAAUUGAUGUAGAGGGCGACGUCAAACCAUCUCCUAUCCCUGUUCUUCCUCAGCCGCAACCUUCUCAGUCUUCCGUACCAGUUUCCUCGAAUUACAGUGGUCUCGGUAUCGAUGUCUGCUUCGAAGCAAGUAAACUUCCUCUCGAUGUUGCUAUCUUCAACAGUGCUCGGGCAUCCGGGGGUGAUGAUAAAAUUCGCAAGCACCUCCAGGCUGUUCUGGUCAUCGGGGGAAGCGCUUUGAUACCUGGAAUGGCUCAUGCAUUGGAGAGCAGGCUCCAGGCAAUCGCCACUCCAUUGGUCCCCAGCAUGGACAAGGUACAAAUUAUCCCCCCUCCAAAAGAGGUCGACCCUCGUGUACUGGCUUGGAAGGGUGCCGCGGUUCUUGGCAAAAUGGAUUCCGUCGCUGAUAUUUGGUUAACGCCCGCAGAUUGGGAUGUUCUAGGUAUGCGCGGGUUGAGAGAGCGUUGUUUCUACCUGUAG
Messenger RNA from Suillus subaureus, 2139 nucleotides. RefSeq lists its product as uncharacterized. Gene Ontology annotation, biological process: double-strand break repair; regulation of DNA-templated transcription. The record is from RefSeq and is a predicted model, not a curated record. The transcript has 14 exons. Gene Ontology annotation, cellular component: Ino80 complex. The coding region runs from base 1 to 2139 and encodes 712 amino acids. NCBI's taxonomy places the organism in Eukaryota, Fungi, Basidiomycota, Agaricomycetes, Boletales, Suillaceae.